Antechinus flavipes (yellow-footed antechinus) is the source of this 2351-nucleotide messenger RNA. RefSeq names its product chromosome 3 C21orf62 homolog (gene EPCIP). Bases 342 to 1031 code for a protein of 229 amino acids. The transcript has 2 exons. Lineage: Eukaryota; Metazoa; Chordata; Mammalia; Dasyuromorphia; Dasyuridae. The record is from RefSeq and is a predicted model, not a curated record.
CCUCCCCUGUUGCCCUGUAAACUUUCAAGUUGAGCACACCCAAGCUCAAAAUAAUUCAGGUACUGAUCCUUCUGGAUCCUUAAUAAAGGCUGGAGUCUGAAGGCUUCCUCCCUGGUUGUCAUGGCAACGACAAGAGCUGUCGGCCCUCUGUUAGCAUAAACCAACAGCAAGUGCAAGACCACACAUUCCACACAGACUUGAAGAUUUACCCAGCUGUAGGGCCAGAAUGGAGCGUCAAUGGUCAGACCAAACUUGCAAGGGAAAAAGGGGAGCACCAUAGUUUUAACCCCUAAAAGUGGUUGGCAUUGGCUUGAUUCACCGAAUGAAAGACAACCCAACAAAUGAGUGUCAUUGUAUUAUCUGUGAAAAAGAUGGCUCUGCCCUUUGGUCAACACCUCCUUCUAAUGAGCUUCUUUGGCUUUUUUGCAUACAGCAGCUUUGUCAGAGGUGAAAAGAACAACACACUGAUUUUCACCAAGGAAAACACCAUUCGAAAUUGCAGCUGUUCUGCUGAUAUACGGGAUUGUGAUUACAGUUUGGCCAAUCUGAUGUGCACUUGUAAAACUGUUUUACCCUAUACAAUAGAGCAAGCCAGCUAUGACAGUGAUCUGACUAUUUGGUUCACAGACAUCACUGCACUGGGCUUCCUACUGAACUUUACAUUGGUUAGGGAUCUGAAGCUUUCUCUAUGUAGCACUACUACUCUCCCAACAGAAUAUCUGAUUAUUUGGGGACUGAAGAGACUUCGAAUCAACACAGAAGUCAAGGAUCAGUUCCCAGAACAAAGCUUAUUGAUACACAGCAGUGAUGACAGUGAUUUUAAGGAAGAUAAGCCUAAACUGCCCACAGAUAGGCAAACAUUUUUAUAUGUAUCAUUCUUGGAUACAGCUCUUUUCAAUGGGGAAUCUUCUUUGAAAUCAUACAGCAUUGAAAAUGUUAUUAGUAUCACAAACAACUUCCCUUACCUUUCUUACUUCAAAAUGUUUUCCAUCCCAAGCAACAAAAGCUAUAUUGUUACAUUCAUUUAUUGAUAUUGUAUUGUGGUCAGUUUUGAUGCAUAUAUUAACAAAAUAUGGUUAAUCUGUACAAUGUAUAUCUUUAAAGAAUUUGUGUCUUUGCAAAUACCAAUUUACAACUAGCUUCUUCCUUCCCCGCCAAGCCACUGAUAUUUCCUUCAACCCAUAUUUCCAUCAGACUUCUGGGGAACCAUGAAAUCAUAGAUCUAGAACUGAGAAUUACUUCAUAAGCUAUCUAGUCCAAAUUCUUCAUUUUAUACAAGAGGAAAAUGAAACCUAGAGAGAUUAAGUAACUUGUCCAAACUUAUAUCAGAGAUGGAAUUUGAACUCAGGUCUUAUUUGAAACCUCAAAAUAGCCCUGGGAAAUAACUGCUAUUUAUUUGCAUUUUAUAUCUGAGAAAACUGAGGCAGAUAGAGAUUAACUGAUUUGCCCAAGCCUCACAGGUUAUAAGUGUCUGAAGGUGGAUUUAAACUUGUGAUUUCCUGACUCCAGGUCCUCUCUACUCUACCACAUAGAUGCCUCUAACUACCUUUGGCUCCAGAGCUCAUGAACUUUCCAAAAUAGCAUGAUGUAUUGCCAUAGAAGCCAUUUGGGGGUGGGUGGGUAGGAAAUGGAGCAUGCAUGAGCCUAGAAAUGGAGAAAGAAAAGAAGGUAUGAAAAACAAACAAGGCCUAUGUAAUUGAACCAAGAAACUACCAGAAGAUACUUUCAAGGACUCUUUCACUCUACAAUUUCCAACACCUGCAUUUCCACCAGAUUGAAAUAAAUUUGGAUUUACAAACUUCUUUUUUAAAAAUUCUGAGAGGUGAAGGGCCAAUAUACUAGUCACAUAUUACUGUGAAUGUUCAGUCAGAAUGCUUUCAUCCUAAUAUCUAGCUAAGAACAAUUGCAGUGAGGGAAGGAGGGAUUUAGUUGGGGGGUCCUGGUGUAAGAGAGGUAAGUAAUGGUAGAACAUGCUGCACUUUGAAAAUUAGAGCAAGAUUGGGUAGAAAAAAAAAGUGGAGGUUCCUUGAAGUCCCUGAUACAGAGAAACAGCAUUAGGAGAAGAGAGAAGUUGCAAAGGAGAUAGAAAGAAAUCUUUGCCCAUUUAAACAUGUGCUCAGGUCUGGCCCUAUCCAGGAAAAAUGGAAGAGGAUCUCUUCUUCCUUCCCCUUCAUCCUGUAUCACAUGAUCAAGAUGCUCUCAAAACCAGUAAAUAGGCCAAUCAUAUUAAAAUGUAUUUGAACAAAAUCCCUUUUAAGAAGUGAUGUUUUUCAUUUAUUAUAUUUGUAUUCCCAGCACCUAAGCACAGUACUUGAUAUCCAGUGCUUAAUAAAUGCUAAUGGAUUACGGAA